Molecule: messenger RNA, 537 nt
Organism: Macrobrachium nipponense
Lineage: Eukaryota; Metazoa; Arthropoda; Malacostraca; Decapoda; Palaemonidae
Exons: 1
Coding region: 1-537 (178 amino acids)
Source: RefSeq, a predicted model, not a curated record
AUGGCAACUGGAAGUGCAGCAGAACAGUUGAAAGAAAGACUAGGAACAAGAGAUAGAGAAAAGGAUAUCUAUAAGAUUUCAAACUUGAGGAAAAGGCAGAGACAGGAUGUGGGUAAAGUGGGUGUCAUCAAAGAUAAAGUUGGAAAUCUAUUGCAUGGGGAUGAAGACAUUAAGAAGAGAUGGAGAGAGUAUUUUGAACUUUUAAAUACUGAAAAUGAGAGAGAGGGUGAAGCACAGGAGGUAGAGGGACCAGUGAUGGAGACACAGGAAACAGACUUGAAGAGAGCAUUAAGUAAAAUGAUGAAUGGUAAAGCACCAGGUCCAUCAGAGUUCCAAAUUGAAAUGAUCAAAUUACUAGGUACAGAGGGAGAGAAAUGGAUGCUGGAUUUAUUUAAAGCUGUAGGGGAAGAGGAAGUAAUGCCAAGGGACUGGGAGGAGAGUCUAAUGGUAUUUAUACACAAGCAAAAGGGAGAUGUCAUGGAUUAUGGUGACUACAGGGGAAUUAAGCUAACAGAGCAUAGAUUGAAAGUUUUGUAG